AUGGCUACAGCUAUAGAGCCUCAGUGUGGGGUGAAACUCCCUCUGCCUACCCACACAACCCAGCCCCCUCCUCUUCCCAACACAACCCAGCUACCCUCCUCUUCCCAACACAACCCAGCCCCCGUCCUCUUCCCAACACAACCCAGCCCCCGUCCUCUUCCCAACACAACCCAGCCCCCCGUCCUCUUCCCAACACAACCCAGCUCCCCUCUUCUUUCCAACACAACCCAGCUCCCUCUGCCUACCCACAACCCAGCCCCUCCUCUUCCCAACACAACCCAGCUCCCCUCCUCUUCCCAACACAACCCAGCCCCCCUCCUCUUCCCAACACAACCCAGCCCCCCGUCCUCUUCCCCACAACCCAGCCCCCUCCUCUUCCCAACACAACCCAGCCCCCAGCCCCCCGUCCUCUUCCCAACACAACCCAGCCCCCGUCCCCCCACUCUUCCCAACACAACCCAGCCCCCUCCUCUUCCCAACACAACCCCCCCGUCCUCUUCCCAACACAACCCAGCCCCCUCCUCUUCCCAACACAACCCAGCCCCCUCCUCUUCCCAACACAACCCAGCCCCCUCCUCUUCCCAACACAACCCAGCCCCCUCCUCUUCCCAACACAACCCAGCCCCCUCCUCUUCCCAACACAACCCAGCCCCCUCCUCUUCCCAACACAACCCAGCUCCCCUCCAACACAAACCCAGCCCCCUCCUCUUCUUCCCAACACAACCCAGCCCCCUCCUCUUCCCAACACAACCCAGCCCCCUCCUCUUCCCAACACAAACCAGCCCCCCUCCUCUUCCCAACACAACCCAGCCCCCCUCCUCUUCCCAACACAACCCAGCCCCCUCUUCCCAACACAACCCAGCUCCUCUUCCCAACACAACCCAGCCCCCUCCUCUUCCCAACACAACCCAGCCCCCUCCUCUUCCCAACACAACCCAGCUCACCUCCUCUUCCCAACACAACCCAGCCCCCCUCCUCUUCCCAACACAACCCAGCCCCCAGCUCACCUCCUCUUCCCAACACAACCCAGCCCCCUUCCUCUUCCCAACACAACCCAGCUCCCUCUGCCUACCCACACAACCCAGCCCCCCCUCUUUCCUCCCGACACAACCCAGCCCCCUCUUCCUCCCGACACAACCCAGCUCCCUCUUCUUCCUGACACAACCCAGCUCCCUCUUCUUCCCAACACAACCCAGCUCCCUCUGCCUACCCACACAACCCAGCCCCCUCUUCCUCCCGACACAACCCAGCCCCCUCUUCCUCCCGACACAACCCAGCUCCCUCUUCUUCCUGACACAACCCAGCUCCCUCUUCUUCCCAACACAACCCAGCUCCCUCUGCCUACCCACACAACCCAGCCCCCUCUUCCUCCCGACACAACCCAGCCCCCUCUUCCUCCCGACACAACCCAGCUCCCUCUUCUUCCUGACACAACCCAGCUCCCUCUGCCUACCCACACAACCCAGCUCCCGUCUUAAUUCCCCACACAACCCAGCUCCCUCUUCUUCCUGA
Molecule: messenger RNA, 1512 nt
Organism: Oncorhynchus tshawytscha (Chinook salmon)
Lineage: Eukaryota; Metazoa; Chordata; Actinopteri; Salmoniformes; Salmonidae
Product: extensin-like
Exons: 2
Coding region: 1-1512 (503 amino acids)
Source: RefSeq, a predicted model, not a curated record